Molecule: messenger RNA, 6099 nt
Organism: Corythoichthys intestinalis (scribbled pipefish)
Lineage: Eukaryota; Metazoa; Chordata; Actinopteri; Syngnathiformes; Syngnathidae
Gene: nup214
Product: nucleoporin 214
Exons: 36
Coding region: 199-5976 (1925 amino acids)
Biological process (GO): protein import into nucleus; RNA export from nucleus
Cellular component (GO): nuclear pore
Molecular function (GO): protein binding; structural constituent of nuclear pore
Source: RefSeq, a predicted model, not a curated record
AUCGAUUAGCCGUCCUGCUUUCGCUGUGACGUUGAGGUCGCUCCUCUGAAAUCGCGCGGAAGCCCGACUGAGCGGAGUUUUCGUUUGUCACGCGACGAAACAAAUGCUGCUCACCGUACCAUUUGAUCCAAGUGAAGAUAUUCGGGAACUGAGAAAGCAGUUUAUUCCAGGAGACGCCUGAGAUCUGCGUGCUUCAAAAUGAGCGACGACACUGACUCCCCUCCCGAGAGGGAGAUGAAGGACUUUCAGUUCCGUCAGAUGAAGAAAGCCAAAGUUUUCGAGCCUUCGGGCGAAAUGCCAAGAGAACGCUCCAGCUUGCUCGUGGUCUCCAACAAGUUCGGCCUGACCUUUGCUGGCUCGGGUGCGGUGUUUAAGGUGUACCGCACGCAAGACAUCUUCGCCGCUGACAAACAGGAUGGCACCUCCAACACAAUAGUCGAUGGAAUCGCAGCACUGGUGGAAGCGAAGGUGGACUCGGCGCUGCACAACUUGGCUCUCAGCAGCGACGAGCUUACUUUGUCGGUAUGCUCCGUAUCAGAGGAGGCCACACUGUCUGUCAGGUUCUACGACGUUCGCACCUUCAUUAACGAGGCAAGACCGCAGAAGUUACCUUUUGCCUUGUGGCAGCCAAACGUGCCACCAGAAACACUUGUGCUGGACCUCAAGUGGAAUCCCGCUCAGGCGUCCAUAUUGGCCGUGUGCCUGUCUGAUGGCAGAAUGUCAAUCUUGGACGUCGUUGAUGACGUCAAAGUACAGGCCGAACUCCCUCCCUCCAGCGGCGUCACGUGCGUUUGCUGGAGCCCUAAAGGAAAACAGGUCGCUGUGGGGAAAAUGAAUGGCACCGUCAGCCAGUAUACCCCUGCACUAGAGGAGAAGAAAGUGAUCGCCUGUCCUCACUUUUAUACCUCUGACGACCCAGUCAAAGUUCUCGAUGUGUUGUGGUUGAAGACGUUUUCCUUUGCUGUGGUCUACGCUGCUGCCGAUGGCUCGCCAGAGACCCCGCCUGAGCUUGUGUUGAUCACCAUUCCUAAAAAGGAUGAUAAAUCAGAAACAAAGUACCUGAACUUCAGUGACACUGUGUAUGGCUGCUGCACGGAGCGACAGCACCACUACUUCCUCAGCCACAUAGAAGACUGGAACAUUCUUCUAGCUGCUUCUGCAGCCUCCAUCGAAGUCAGUAUCAUUUCCAGACAAGAUGAUAAGAUUUGGGAACUGUGGAUGCUGGAGGAUGCUAGCAGGGCUGAGCUUCCUGUGUCUGAGACUAGUGAAGACACGCUACCCCUCGGCUUAGCGAUCGACUAUACCAGCCAGCAGGAAAUCCGCAUCAGUGAUGAAAAAAUAUUGCCCCCGGCCCCCAUUAUGCUCAUGCUGUCCACUGAGGGAUUGCUUUGCCCAUUUGUGCUGCUGAACCUCAACGCUGACGUCAAGCAGCUAAUUUCACCCUGCGUGACCCUCACAGUGGAAGGCGAGAGACCCCCUAAGCCAGAAUCUUUGGUAACGCCGUCCCCAAAGCCUGCUGUGGCACUCCCGUCUGCCUUCCCAAAUCUCACUGUGACUUCAGUGGCUGCAUCAUCUGCCGCUACCCCUUUCAGUCUUGGUCCGGCAGCCCCCUCGUCAUCACCAGCAAGCUUCAAUUUUUCAGUACCACCCAUCGGGGGCAAUUCUGCCCCUCCUGCGUUCUCCCUAGGUGCAUCCGCACCUUUCGGUUCUGGAGCAUCGGGCUUCUCGUUCGCCCCAUCCAAGCCUCCCUCCGAAACCCCCUCGGCCACCUCUGCGUUUUCUUUCAGCGCCCCCUCAAAUAAAGUCUCGGCCCUGACGCCCCAGAACAUGGCCACUCCCUCCGUGCCUGCAGUCAAACUCAAUUUGAAUGAUAGGUUUUCAGCUGUAGAAGCACCCGGAGCACCCCCGCCAUCUUUCUCCUUUGCACCAUCUAUGCCUAAAAGUGUCUCUAACGGUAGCGUCUCUACCGUUGCUCCUGCAGUUGCGACCACCACCACCAAGCCAGUUACAAUGUCAACCCCGGUACGUCCAAUUCAAACCAGCACACCACCAGUAGGGCUCCAAAAACCAUCGCCAGCUCCCCAGGGCCGUGUCCAAACCCCACAGGCAGCUGGAGUCGAAGUAAAGCCGGUAGAGAAGAAGCCUCAGCCAAAAAAAGAAUCUGAUCCCAUCAUGACUGGAAUACUGGAGGAGAUUUCGCACUUCCAAAAGGAGCUGGAGGAUUUUAAGGCGAGGAGUGCAAUGGCCGACUUUAAGGUUGGAACGAAUGAAGACAUGAAGGAACUCAAGAAGGAGUCAGAGGAUCUGAAUAUUUUCACUCUGGAGAUUAAGGAAACCACAGAGUCUCUGCACAGCGACAUUGGCACGCUAAAGACCACCUUAUUGGAAGGUUUUGCUGGUGCAGAAGAAGCAAAGUCCCAGAACGAGCUCAGCCAUGAUCGAAAUUAUAGACAACUUCUGUACAAAAGACCUCUGGACCCGCGUAGUGAGGAACAGCUCAAGGAGAUUCGUCGUCUCUAUCAGUACGUCAUGGUCGCCGUGGAGGACGUCAAUGGUGUUCUGGAUGUGGAAUGGGAGAAACACUUGGAGAAGAAGAAGAAAAAAAAGCACAUGGUGGUGCCUGGCCGCGAGGGUCUGUACACCACGUUGGCAAAUAACCUAUACAUCAUCAACCAGCAGAAGAUUAGGUUGGACCAACUAGUCAGUGAACUCACCUCACUCCACCUUUACAACAAAAAAGACGCUCCCAGGGUCAACCACAACACAGAAACCUCUAAAAGUAUGCAAAGUGAGCUUGACAGUUUACGGGAUGCCCUCCUGAAGGCCCGACUGGACACCACCUCCCCUAAAGCCAAAAGCCCAUCACCCGUAAAGAUCUCACCAGUCAGGCAGUCCCAGCUCCGGAACUUCCUCUCUAAGGGGCUCAUGCCUCCUGUUCGCUCUACUGCACCUGCCAACUUGUCACGCUCGGCAUUCCUGUCACCCAAAUAUUACGAAGACCUGGACGACGUGAGCUCCAACUCGUCCCUUUCGCAAUACAUGGAGCCUCACCUGCCUCACUUGGAAGUGGAGGAGGAAGAGGAGGAACUGCAGCCCGAGCGCAUGCCCGUCGUCGCACCUAUCGCCGCCCCUCCUUCGUAUCCCAGGCACCCGACCGUGGUGAGGACUCCCUCCAUCCAGCCAGGCUUUGGAGCCAUCCAGUCCACCCCGUUAAGCAAAAUGCAGUCAGUGCCAGGAAUGGGAUUCGGUUUGAGUCCUAUUGCCAGCCCUAUUCCCUCCAAUAAGAUCAACUUAAGUGGGGCUGACAGCACCGCCCUCGCGACAAAAACGGUCAAGCAUGGCGCGCCGCCUGCCGAGAGGACCGUACCUGUCACCAUCCCGGCCCAACAGGCCGCCGCCACCGCUGCCCUCCGCAGGCUAAUGGCCAAUCAGAAAUCAGCCAUCGUCAACACCGCCUCGGCUGAGUCCACCAUAAAAAGUGUGCCCCAGGUGGUCAACAUCCAAGAGCUCAAGGAGAAAGCGGCAACCCCUGCAAUUAUCAGCUCAUCAACAGCGGACCCAGCCUCCGUGCAGCUUCAGGUUCCCGUUUCUAUUACAUCCAGCCAGCCCAAACGAAAUCCGGGGAUUGGUAUUCAAAAAACAUCUUUUGACUCCACAAGCACUCCACAAGCGACCUUCAUGUUUGGUCAAUCUGCCAAAGCUGACAUCUCCGUCACCCCUUCUAGCACAGCUGAGUUGAGUAUCAGCAAAGGUUUCUCUUUUACGUCAACCCCAUCAAACUUCAGUUUUGCAUCAGGCACUUCAGCUGCAGGACUACCACCAGUGAAAAAUGUUAGCGAGUUCUCCUUCGGUGGAAAUGGAAAGAUGAUAUUUGGUCAGACCGCAGAGGAACCGCCAAAAUCCACUUCGCCUGCCCUAACUGCUACUCCAUCAGUGGAGGCGUCCGUACCAGUCUCUACUGCAGCUUCUACCAGGCUAGAACCUCAACCCAUUAAACCUACCGGAGGAGAAACUCUAGGCAGUUUCUCUGGGCUUCGCGUCGGUCAAGGAGAAGAAGCCAAAGAUUCCUCUGCCAAGUCAACCCCCGCCAAUGCCGCUUUUAGCUUUGGAGGUCCUGGAAUCGGCAAAGGAAAGGUUCAGUUCAGCUUCAGCAGCGAUCGGAACUCUGCUGGAGACUCUAUCGGAACCGACUUAUCCAAGUCCGGUAGUUUGUUCAAACCUCCUGAAAACACACCCAAGCUGACCUUCUGCAUGACCACGUCAAACACGCCUGUCUCGGGACUGCCCACCUCUUUUAGCAGCCUCCUCGCAGCCCCAGUAGAACCGACGGAAGACCCCAAACCAGCCCCACAACCGUCAGAGCCUUCAUCACCACCUGAAAAAGAUCUUACUCCAGAGCUUCCCAUUGAGGCCGUCGUAGCUUUAGAAACCCUUUCACCAGAUGCAGCUGCCGUCAAAGACCCAGCUCCUGUUUCAGAUGAUACCGCUUUCGUCCCAACAACGGAGGCGACCCCUCCUGUCACUACAGGGGAUGCUACCGUGGACGUCACGUCAGCCCCCCCUAUUGUUUCUGUUUCUCAAGUCGCUCCAGCAGUGUUCCAAUUGUCCCCUUCUGAGAAGCCUGGGUCCAUUUUCACUCAACCGACGGCGACAGAAAGCAGCUCUCCCGCCGUAACGCCCGCUGACAAUUUAGCUGACGCCCCCGCGAUUGCUGACGCCAAUGCCCCUAGCACGGCAGCUUUUUCUGCCGCUACUACAACCGCUGUCCCCGUUGUUUUUGGACAACCUGCUUCAACUCCUCAAGCCUCCACGGCCACGUCGACGUUUGGUUCGUCCACCUUCGGCACUGCAGCCGGAGGCGGUUUUGGAAAGUCUGUUUUUGGCCAACCGAGCGGCUUUGGUAACACCCCAACUGCCAGCGGCUUCUCCUUCGGACAGUCCGCAUUCGGAGCAAACACUAGUGCCGCCACCACCGGAGGAGGAGGUGGUCUUUUCGGAGCAUCGACGCAGAGCUCCGCCAGUUCUUUUUCUUUUGGCGCUAGCACAAAUGCCAACACAUCCAGUGGCACUAGCACUGGACUGUUCGGACAGAACACUACGUCUGUGUUUGGACAGAGCUCCACGUUUGGACAAGGCUCUCUGUUUGGAAGUAACACAACCCCGACAUCGUCUACAGGAUUCAGCUUUGGUCAGCCGUCAGCCUUCGGAUCGGCGCCGUCUGGGUUUGGCCAGCAAGCCAGCACCGGGAGUGUAUUUGGACGGCAGCCGUCGGGCGGAGGACUGUUCGGUUCGAGUGCUACAAAUGCAUCAGGAUCACCAGGUGGCAGCCUCUUCAGUGGCCUCGGAGGCAAGCCCAGUGAAGAUGCCGCCAACAAGAAUCCGUUUGGUCCUACUUCUUCUUCUGGAGGGUUUGGGCAGCCUGCUCAAACUGCGACCCCCAGUCUGUUUGGUAGUACUGCAGCCAAACCCAUUGGAUUUGGACAGUCUGCCUUUGGAGAGCAAAAGCCCAGUGGCACAUUCAGCUCUGGUGCUGGAUCUGUUGCUUCCCAAGGCUUUGGAUCCUUCACGAGUCCAACUAAACCAGGUGUAUUUGGCAGUGCACCAGUGUUUGGAAGUCCCCCCGCCUUUGGUGCGUCGCCAUCAUUUGGGGCCAGUGCGACUUUCGGCGCCAGUCCUUCCUUCAAUAGCGCCAUGAGCUCCUCUGCCGGGAAGGUCUUUGGCGAGGGAACAGCCGCUUCCAACAUGGGUGGAUUCGGGUUCGCCUCGCCGUCUGGCGGUUCGUCUUUCGGAGCGUUAGCCAAUCAGAACGCCACGCCGUCUUUUGGGGGUCUUGCCCAACAAAGUCCUGGAUUUGGGGCGCAGCCAGGCGGCUUUGCGGGUUUUGGACAGCAGCCACAACCUGGAGGCUUCUCUGGAAACACCUUUGGCUCUACAAACCAAUCAACUUCCCAAACGUUUGCCGGCUGGAGAAGCUAGUUUUAUUGAUGCUUCACAAGCCCGUGAUGCUACCUGAGUUCCUGCUUUCAAAAAAAAAUUUUUUUUUUUGUCAGGCAACUUACAUUUCAUUGAUUAAAAAUGUCACAUUUGACCAAAAAAUAA